AUGGAGCAGAGCAUUCAGUUGGAAGACGGCAGCAGCGGCCAUUCGCCCAGUCGGCGGCGGUCGGCGGCGGCCGUACUCUGCCAACACACAAGCUUCCGGCAACAGCAGCCGGAAUCUCAGCAGCCGAACAACAAGUCCGCGGAUAGGCGCCGCUUGCUACCACCGCAGCAGCAGCAGCAGCAGCAGCAGCAGCAGCGCACAGCAUUAUCAUCACCUCCAUCAACAGCACCACCGCCACCCCUCCGAACUGCUCUCGGGGCCCGCAGUGGUGACUGCUCUUCUGACCGCCACCAGCGCACACCACCACCAGCCUUGCUGUCACGUGGUUGGUGGCCCCAACGUAGUGGUGGGCGGCAGCAAGCCCCCGUGCUCUUGGACUCCGCGCUGCCCAGUGACAGUGACCCCAACCUGGAGCAGCACAGCUCCGAGGAAGAGCUCGAGGUCAUCAAUAACCGCGCCGGUUCGGCCGAGAAGCGCAAGUGGUCGCAGGCCAACCAGCGACGCGCGCGGGGUUGCCAGAGGUGA
Messenger RNA from Rhipicephalus sanguineus (brown dog tick), 525 nucleotides. RefSeq lists its product as uncharacterized. NCBI's taxonomy places the organism in Eukaryota, Metazoa, Arthropoda, Arachnida, Ixodida, Ixodidae. The record is from RefSeq and is a predicted model, not a curated record.